UGAACCUGCUUCUUUGCCGCAAGGUGGCGUUUGGUUGUUAUGUGUGGUGAAUGACGCUUUGGAUGCUGUUUCGGCACAUUUUCCGCAAACAAGAUGACAACGAUGAUAAGUAUUACUCCAGGAACAUCGGAAUAUGACAAUGCUACCUCACCUUAUCUACCCAUUAAGAUUGAUCUUAAUAACUUUGAAGACCCUCAGUUUGAAGAUAGCAAGUAUGUGCUGUCAAGUCCAAGGUCGCUGGAGGCUUGCUCUCGGUUUUCUGUAAAGCCAGUGGACCUGCUGUACAAGCCUCUAGCAGAGUUCCAGGAGGAGCUGCUACCCCAGGACAUCCCCCUCCGCACCAUCUACAACAUCUAUGACGAACACGAGCAGGCCAGAGUCCGUAAACUUCAGUUGUGUCGAGAGGAGAGAUAUCGGAUCAUUGCUACAGAGCCACACUACAACACUGCUGGAACAAACAGAAACACAGUCGGGGUCAACACGGGUGUUGGUUUUGACAAGGGAUCGCUACAGAGACAGAGGACUGCCUGGGCAACAUCGGUAGGCCACAAGCGACUCACGACCAAGGAUGUCCAGAACAGAGCUGAAGAGCUGCACCAUGAAAGCCUCAAACUCAAACAGGAGCUGCUCUCUAGGAAGGAAGGUCGAGCUGGCAAGUCAAAAGCAGUCAGAAAUCGCAGUGCUUCAAGAAAUUCCUCGGCAACCAGAAACACCUCGGCAACCAGAAACACCUCGGCAACCAAAAACACCUCGGCAACCAGUAUUCCCAGGUCAUCGCGAAAUAACACGUCUGCCCGAAGUAACACCUCCACAAGGUCAACAAGGUCAAAGGUCAACACAACCAGAUCACCUGUGAAAAUAGCGGAAACUGAUAAACGAAUUGUGGAGUUGAUGAAGAAGAAGCGCAUCACCGAGAGAAAGCUGUAUGCCCAGCGUGAGAAGGCAAGGUUGGCAUGGGACGACGAGAGGCGAGAGGAAUUGCAGAUCCGUGACGUCGCCGAGACACGGAGGAGACUUCUGUUAGCAGAGGAGAACCGAAUCAGACAUAUGAAGAAGCAAGCAGCGGACCAGAGGAAGUGGAAGUCAGAGGAAGAACUGCGACAGGGGAAGGAGGUGUCCUUCCUUGGGUCCAGUAGACAGUGGGAGGAGAGCCUAAACAAGCAGCUACAGAUGAGGGAGCAGCAGUUAUUUGAGAAGCGAGAGAGAGAAACACUGAGGAAGAGCAUGCAGGAGCUGAGUUUGAAGCAGAGAGCAGCAGAACGCGAGUCGGAAGAACAACUUGUUCAACAGAGACUAGAGGCUGAGAUCCGUAUUGCAGAACAGAGGAAGGAGAUGAGAGCCCACGCCGACAAAAUGAAAAAGAUGCUGGAAAAUCAUAACGAAGAGAAAUAUUUGAAAAGAACAGACAACAAGUUGAGAGACUAAACA
Messenger RNA from Haliotis rubra (blacklip abalone), 1428 nucleotides. Its product is annotated as coiled-coil domain-containing protein 177-like. The record is from RefSeq and is a predicted model, not a curated record. Lineage: Eukaryota; Metazoa; Mollusca; Gastropoda; Lepetellida; Haliotidae. The transcript is spliced from 12 exons. Bases 94 to 1425 code for a protein of 443 amino acids.